Molecule: messenger RNA, 1341 nt
Organism: Penicillium taxi
Lineage: Eukaryota; Fungi; Ascomycota; Eurotiomycetes; Eurotiales; Aspergillaceae
Product: Eukaryotic translation initiation factor 4E-1
Exons: 7
Coding region: 1-1341 (446 amino acids)
Biological process (GO): translational initiation
Cellular component (GO): membrane; eukaryotic translation initiation factor 4F complex; cytoplasm
Molecular function (GO): RNA 7-methylguanosine cap binding; translation initiation factor activity
Source: RefSeq, a predicted model, not a curated record
AUGUUUCGCUGGUACCAGUCUAAAUUGGCCAAGUCGCCCAUCUUGACUGCCAGUUUAUCAAGUGCAGUAUUGUUUGGCACCGGUGACGUCCUAGCCCAGCAGGCUGUCGAUCGCCGAGGUCUACAGAAGCACGACUUUGCCCGCACUGGCCGAAUGGCUCUCUACGGUGGAGCUGUCUUCGGUCCUGCCGCCACUGCUUGGUAUGGCAUCCUUCAUCGCCAUAUCAACCUCAGAAAUACCUUAUCCACCACCAUUGCUCGUGUCACAGCUGAUCAGGUUGUGUUUGCGCCUAUACAAAUGAGCUUCUUCCUUUUCUCAAUGGCUGUUAUGGAAGGGUCUGACCCAGUGGAGAAGUGGCGCAAUUCGUUCGUGCCUGGCUACAAGGCCAACUUGAUAGUUUGGCCAGUUGUCCAAGGUUUUAACUUUGCAUUCGUUCCCUUGGAGCUGCGGGUUUUAGUUGUCAAUCUUGUCAGCUUGGGUAAGGACCUUCUAGCUCUUAUAUCCACGAAGUACCGUUCUAACAAUUCAUCACUAUCCAGGCUGGAACUGCUUCCUGAGUUUGGUAAGCAGUGCGCCCUUCCGAAAAUCUCUCCCUCCGCACUUCCCUUCGAACACCCCCCACCCUAUCUCCUCACACCACCCAUCAUGGCUGAUGUCGUAGAGAAUGGCGCCCCCGUGGCCGACGAGAACAAGCCCACCAACGAUCUUGUCACCGUUUUCCACGAUCCCGAAAACUUCAACGUCAAGCACCCUUUGAUGCAUGACUGGACCUUGUGGUUCACCAAACCACCCAGUGGCCGAGGCGACAACUGGAACGAUCUGCUGAAGGAAGUUGUCACAUUCAACUCCGUAGAAGAAUUCUGGGGCAUCUACAACAACAUUGCACCCACCUCGGAGCUCGGUCUCAAGGCCGAUUAUCACCUCUUCAAGAAGGGCGUGCGCCCUGAAUGGGAGGACCCGCAGAACAAGCAUGGUGGCAAGUGGUCGUACCAAUUCAAAGACAAGCGUUCCGUUCCCAUCGAUGAUCUCUGGCUGCACGCACAACUCUCCGCGAUCGGCGAGACUCUCGAGGCUGACGGAGAUAACGAGGUCAUGGGUGUUGUUGUUAACGUUCGCAAGGGUUUCUACCGUGUUGGUCUCUGGACUCGCACCGUGGGCAAGGCUAUCCCCGGUGACAAAUCUACCCGUACACCAGCACAGGGCAAGGAAUCGCUCGAGUCGAUUGGCCGCCGGUUCAAGGAGGUUUUGCGACUCAACGAUGCUGACGUUGUCGAGUUCUCUGGUCACACUGACAGUGCACACAGUGGCAGCACCCGUGCUAAGGCCAAGUACACUGUUUAA